Trypanosoma cruzi is the source of this 435-nucleotide messenger RNA. RefSeq names its product tryparedoxin, putative. Lineage: Eukaryota; Euglenozoa; Kinetoplastea; Trypanosomatida; Trypanosomatidae. The transcript has a single exon. Bases 1 to 435 code for a protein of 144 amino acids. The record is from RefSeq and is a predicted model, not a curated record. Gene Ontology annotation, molecular function: thioredoxin-disulfide reductase (NADPH) activity.
AUGUCUGGUUUGGCGAAGUACCUCCCCAGCACCAUUAAGCUGGUCUCCAAGAGCGGCACCGUCAGCCCCAUUUCCCUUGCCGGGAAGACGGUGUUUUUUUACUUCUCCGCCUCCUGGUGCCCGCCCUGCCGCGGCUUCACCCCGACCCUUGUGGAGUUUUACGAGAAGUUCCGUGAAUCGAAGAACUUCGAGGUCGUACUUGUCACCUGGGACGACGAGGAGGAGGCGUACAACGGGUACUUCGCCAAGAUGCCAUGGCUCGCCAUCCCCUUCUCGAGCCGCGCAGAGCUGGAGGCCCUCCGGUCGACUUUUGGCGUGGAGACCAUCCCCACAGUUAUCGCCGUCAACGCCGACACGGGCGCCGUGGUCAGCACGAAGGGACGCGAGCGACUUUUGACCGACCCCGAGGGCAAAAACUUCCCCUGGUCCGACUAA